GAAGCUCACAAUCCGCUUAAGCGGCUUCGUUUAUAAACAUCCCAGACGUGAAAACAUGACAGUCCUGGCACCGGUCAAGGUUAAUCUAGCUCCCGGAGCUUCCAUUCAUUGGCAGUAUUGUGAUUGUACAGGCCUAGUGACACCGGUCAACGUUCAACUUGCUCCCGGAGCUUUCCUUCAUGGCAUAUAAAUAUACGGGCAGCUGCACUUCUCUACAUCCUUGUCUAAAAUGUCGAUCUCAUCACUAGUCCUGUCGUCCUUACUCGGGACUUCCUACAUUAACCCGACAGGCUUCUUCCAGAGCUCUAGUGGCUCAGGCUGCGGGACUUCUGGUCCCACGUCGUGCCAAGAUGCUAACACGCCCCCCGCCGCCAAUACCUGCUGUUUUGAGACUCCUGGAGGCCUGAUCAUGCAGACACAAGUUUGGGACACAAAUGUCGCUGGUAGUCCCCAGGACAGUUGGACCAUUCAUGGUCUGUGGCCCGAUAACUGCGACGGCUCUUACAUUGAGCACUGCGAUCCCUCUCGUGAUUACACGGAUAUCGGUGAUCUACUCGAAUCCCAGGGUGCAUCGUCUACAUUGGAAUUCAUGCAACAGUAUUGGCUCAACGAUCAUGGGAGUAAUGAGGAAUUCUGGGAGCACGAGUGGGCCACACACGGCACAUGCUAUAGCACACUGGAUGUCAACUGCCUUCCCAGCAACAGCCCUACGGGUGCCGAGGCCGUGGCAUUCUUUGAGACUGUGGUGAAGGUCUUCCAGACCCUCCCCACGUAUGAUUGGCUUGCUCAGGCAGGCAUCACUCCGUCAUAUGACGAGACUUACUCGCUUUCGUCUUUGUUGUCGGCUCUCACAAAUGCCUCUGGAGGAUACACUCCAGCUUUGAGCUGCUCUCGAUCUGGGAAACUCGAAUCAAUCAGCUGGUACUUUAAUCUCAAGGGCUCUGUCAUUGAUGGCGAGUUCGUCCCAAUAAACAAUCCUAAGUAUUCUUCUUGCCCCUCGAGUGGUAUCCAGUACCUUCCCAAAGAAGGAUAAUACCGACGGGCAAAAUAGAGAAUACUAAGUACGCUCUGCUGUAGCAAGCAAAGUCUAUAAUUGUACAUGGCUUCUUGAUCCUUCGAACUUUCAUUCUGUCAGUACUAUUGUCGGUGAUAGAUUAUCUAGUCAUAACAUGCCUCCACC
Molecule: messenger RNA, 1180 nt
Organism: Suillus bovinus
Lineage: Eukaryota; Fungi; Basidiomycota; Agaricomycetes; Boletales; Suillaceae
Product: ribonuclease T2
Exons: 11
Coding region: 230-1033 (267 amino acids)
Biological process (GO): RNA catabolic process
Cellular component (GO): extracellular region
Molecular function (GO): ribonuclease T2 activity; RNA binding
Source: RefSeq, a predicted model, not a curated record